AUGAAGUUUUCUAAUUGUUUAUCUGUAUUAUUACAAACUUCAGCAGUGUUGGGCUCAUCAUUCAUCUUUUCACACAAUGCCGACCAGGUUGCCAAUGACGAAAACAAUCUAGCUAAGCUAGAGUCUUCCAAGGAUUUUGAAUAUCUUUUAUAUGAUAAGCUCAAGAUUGACGAUUAUGUGUCAAUCGAUGAUAUUGAAUUUGCCAAAUUAUCAGAGCUACAAUCAAAAUCUCAAAAUUUCUUAACAGAUAAGAAUAACAAUAAUAUCAAAAAUGGUCAUUUGGUGAUUAUGGUGAAGGGUGACACCCCUCACGAUGUCAAGAAAAUGUUCCAUGAAAGCUCCAUACAAAAAGUAUUUAACGUUGAUGGGAAAGUCGACGUCGAUGAAAAAAAAGUACUUGGCUGCUUGAUGAAUAAGUACCCAGAAUUAGAAGUCAAAUUGGCUCAAGAUAAUAUGAAGAUUAUUUCCAAUGUCAAGACUCAAGAUUCGAAAUACUCUGAUUCCCACAUGUUAUUUGGAAAUACUGAAGAACUUAGCAUGAAUGCAAAGAGCGUGUUGCAAUUGAGUUUCUUGUUACGUGACAUUUUCCCAGAGAAUGUUUUGAGCGUUACUGACGAUAACGACAAAACUUUUGGGGUUCUCGAAUUUAAUCUUGAAGGCGAUGAUGGAGAGGAUGAGUUCGAGCGUAUAAUGAUCUUCAGAAUGGCGUUUAGAUUGAUCCAUCAAGCCGAAUUUCACGGAAUUGAAUCGACCCUUAUUGUGACUGGUGACACUGGAAGCAAAAAUCACCGUGGCUCCAAGAAAUGUCAUGGUAAACAAACAAUGACCAAGCGUGAUUUUUUCGCCACCAAACCAGUGUUUUCAAAACAAUCAUCAUUUGCGAGUGAAGAAGAAUGUAUCUCAUACACUAACAAUUGUAACACUCAUGGUGCAUGCUCCAAGAACUCUUUAACCACCAAAUGGUCAUGUAUCUGCUCCCCAUCUUUUAACAAAACUUCCAAAUCCACCACUCACUGGGGCGGAUCAUCUUGUGAAAAGAUCGACGUUUCUGCUGAAUUUAAUUUAUUAUUCUGGUCUUGUUUGGUGAUGAUUAUUACAGUAAUUGGGUCCAUUGGUUUGAUUUUUAAGAUGGAUAGCGAACCUUUGCCAGGUAUAUUGAGUGCUGCUACUAAUCAAAACUUUAAGAAUUGA
Molecule: messenger RNA, 1191 nt
Organism: Saccharomycopsis crataegensis
Lineage: Eukaryota; Fungi; Ascomycota; Saccharomycetes; Ascoideales; Saccharomycopsidaceae
Product: DUF3844 domain-containing protein
Exons: 1
Coding region: 1-1191 (396 amino acids)
Cellular component (GO): endoplasmic reticulum
Source: RefSeq, a predicted model, not a curated record